Messenger RNA from Suncus etruscus (white-toothed pygmy shrew), 453 nucleotides. It is a transcript of the gene RPL37, whose product is annotated as ribosomal protein L37. Lineage: Eukaryota; Metazoa; Chordata; Mammalia; Eulipotyphla; Soricidae. Gene Ontology annotation, biological process: translation. Gene Ontology annotation, molecular function: structural constituent of ribosome; RNA binding. The transcript has 3 exons. Gene Ontology annotation, cellular component: cytosolic large ribosomal subunit; ribosome. The record is from RefSeq and is a predicted model, not a curated record. The coding region runs from base 1 to 405 and encodes 134 amino acids.
AUGGUGAGUUGUUCCUCCCGGGUCUGGGAAUCGGCCUCCAUCCUCGGUCUUUGGGCCUCCCCGCGUUCUUUCUGUGGGUCGCCGGCAAAGCUCCUGGUUCAGGGGAGCGGGUGGACGAAGGGGACGUCAUCGUUCGGGAAGCGUCGCAACAAGACGCACACGCUGUGCCGCCGCUGCGGCUCCAAGGCCUACCACCUGCAGAAGUCCACCUGCGGCAAGUGUGGCUACCCCGCCAAGCGCAAGAGAAAGUACAACUGGAGCGCCAAGGCCAAGAGGAGGAAUACCACCGGGACCGGUCGCAUGAGGCACCUGAAAAUUGUGUACCGCAGAUUCAGACAUGGAUUCCGUGAGGGAACAACGCCUAAACCUAAGAGAGCAGCUGUUGCAGCAUCCAGUUCAUCUUAAGGAAUUCAACAACUAGUCUUGUGAAUAAAUGUCCUGGUUUUAAAAAAU